UACGUCCUCUCGCGGGGAGGCGUGCGAUCGAUACGGAAGGUUUUAAUCGCGAAUAAUGGAUUGGGCGCGGUGAAGGCGAUUCGGUCGAUGCGUCUGUGGGCGUACGAGACGUUCAAGUCGCACGAAGUUUUGCAUUUGGUGUGCAUGGCGACGCCAGACGAUUUAGCGGCGAAUGCAGAAUACAUCCGGUUAGCCGAUGAAUUCAUCACCGUGGAGGGGGGGAGCAAUAGAAACAAUUACGCAAACGUGGAUUUGAUCGUCAAAGUGGCGCGAACGUGCGGCGCAGACGCGGUGUGGCCGGGUUGGGGACACGCGAGCGAAAAUCCGCAGCUGCCGUCGCAGUUGGCGUAUCACGAUAUUGCAUUUUUGGGUCCACCAGCAUCUGCCAUGGACGCCGUUGGAGACAAGAUUUGUGCGAACAUCCUCGCGCAAUCGUGUGACGUGAAUGUCAUCCCUUGGUCUGGUAGCGGUCUCACGGUACCCGGCACGAGCAUUCCGGAGGACGUCUUGAAGCAAGCGACGCUCACAGACGUCGCCGACGCGGUGCAGCGAGUGGGAAAGAUUGGUUUUCCGGUCAUGAUCAAGGCUUCGGAAGGGGGUGGUGGGAAAGGUAUUCGCAAGGUGAACUCGAUCGAGGAACUCAAAACUGGUUUCGCCCAGGUCCAGGCCGAAGUCCCGGGUUCGCCGAUUUUCAUCCAAAAGCUUAGCGUGGAUUCAAGACAUUUAGAAGUUCAAAUGGUUGCCGACGCGCACGGUCAAGCGAUCGCGCUGUAUGGUCGUGACUGUUCCGUUCAGCGCCGACAUCAAAAGAUCAUUGAAGAAGGUCCAAUCACCGUGGCGCCGAGGGCAUUGUGUGAAGAGCUCGAGCGCGGCGCCGUGCGACUGGCGAAAAAGGUUGGCUACUGUGGCGUCGGUACCGUGGAGUACUUGUACAACAUCAAGACUGGCGAAUACUCGUUUCUCGAAGUCAAUCCUCGUCUACAAGUGGAACAUCCAGUGACAGAGCAGAUAACUGGGGUGAACUUGCCCGCAGUACAGCUGCAGCUCGCGAUGGGGAUACCGUUGAACAAGAUUCCGGACGUCCGUCGAUUCUUCCAGCAAAGCGACGUACGCGGGGUUUCUUCUAUCGAUUUCGAUAACACUACGCCGAUUCCGCCGCUCGGUCAUUGCGUGGCGGGAAGAAUCACCGCUGAAGAUCCCGACAGCGGUUUCAAGCCUACGUCUGGUGCCAUUCACGAGCUUCAUUUCCGUUCGCUCCCGGGCGUGAAUGGAUCAUUUUCCGUCGGCACCUCGGGCGGAGUUCAUCAAUUCGCCGACUCGCAGUUUGGACACAUCUUCGCUUUCAAGCCAAGUCGGGCGGAAGCCAUCACUUUACUCACGCACGCGCUGAGCGAGUUAAGCGUCCGCGGGGAGAUUCACUGCAACAAAAAGUACUUGGGGAAGUUGUUGGAGAAGCCAGAAUUCUUAGCCGACGAACACGACACCGCUUGGCUGGAUGGUCUUAUCGCGGCGAGCGACAGAGCAGAGACGUUGCACGAGCACAUCGUAGUCGCGUGUGGGGCUGUGCUUAGAUCAUCGACGAGGCAUCAAAAACUCGAGGCCGAAGUCGCCUCGUAUCUGAAUCGAGGCGUCCCGCCUGAGACGUGGAUGACGAAUCUCAGCGAACACAACUUUGAGCUGAUUUACAACGACAUCAAGUAUAACUUGCGCGUAACCAUGGGGAGUGAGAAGCUGUUUUAUCUUCACAUAAACGGAGGUCUCAUCGAAGCCGAAGUUCUUGUGUUGCAAGACGGCGCUUUGAAGGUGCUCUUGGACGGUCGCGCGUACUUGGUCCACCCCGAGGAAACGAAAGUUGGAAUGAAGAUUCACGUCAACGGGUUGCCGUGUUUCUUCCCCGAUGAUUUUGACGCCACCAAGCUCAUCGCCCAAGGUCCUGGAAAACUGCUCAAGUACUUGAUUUGCGACGGCGAGCGCGUGGAAUCCAAUCAACCUUACUGCGAGAUCGAGGUUAUGAAGACGGUGAUGCCUCUGAUUGCGACGAGCACGGGGACGAUUCGGCACGUGGCGCGUGUAGGCGCGAUUUUAGAAGCAGGCGAUGUUUUGUGUGAUGUUGCCGUCGAAGACGCUACCGGUGUGCGUAGGUGUGCGCCGUUCACGGGAGAGUUUACGAAAAUGCACACGCGUUCGUUAACAGGCAUGUUACCGGAUGACUCUCCGCUGGUUCGAUUCUCGCGCACAAGCACUGGUGUCGACCAAAUUUUGGCUGGUUACGAUUACAAUGGUGAUCCGACCGAAGUGUUAUUUGACGUGCUCGGCACGCUACCACUCGUCGUGGAUGAUUUUAUGGAGUCGCGAGAAGCCGUGAUUUCGCGUGCUCGUCCGUCGGCGCGACUCGAGCUGCGCGAGAUCGCCGAAGCGAUGUCGGCGUCCAUCGUCGGCGAGGCGAAUGGAGAAAACACGACAGACGCCGUAUCUGCUGCGGUCAUGCGCGUUAGAGCCUUGAUCAACGAGUACGGCGCUGACUUUGCACCGCUAGCGGCAUUUUGCGAACGUCAUGACGGCGGAUUGGCGCAGAGUAGGGCGCGCGUGUUGACGCGAUACUUGGAAUCGUUCUUGGACACGGAAGAGCCCUUCUCGAGCUGCGCGUCGACCGAGGACGCCAUCAUGUUCUUACGCGAUCGCUACCGCAACGAUGUUUCAGUCGUCGCAAAGUAUGCACAUGCAAACGCCAAACUCAAGCGUAGAUCGGAUUUGGUUUUGAAGAUCCUCGAACAAAUUUCGUUGCACGAUAUGAUCGACAUACCGUCGUGCAACGCCGCCGUGGUGCGUUGUAUGAAUCUUUCUGGGCGCGACUACGAAUUGGUUUCCCAGACAGCGCGCGAAAUCAUCGUGCGUAAGCAAGAGAUGACACGUAAGUCGAGACGCGAACGCAUGGCUGCGGCUUCUCGGGCCAACCGCAUGUCUCGCGACGAUGCCGGUAGCGAGUCAGAUCUCAUGAGUAACGCUGCGAGUGACAACGAGGCGUCGGACAGCAAUCCUUCGUUCAAGAGAUACGUCGGUAACAUUUACCUCGAUCGGCACAACUCCAUCACACGGUAUCAGUCGUACAGCAACAUCGACGAAGCCACGGAUGAGAUUUUGGACGCGCACACUUGGGAGAGCUUGUUCGACAGUACGUCCGAAACGUCGCGAACUACAGCGAUUGAGACUCUAUUCGGCGCGACUGGCGUAGAUACGUACAUGAUUCCGAACGCUCAGCCCGAACCGUGCGCAUGCGAACCAGAAGUCAUGCGAGUCUGGCUCGACGACACCAUUCAUCUCUUUGCCCCAUCUCUUGGACACGCGGUGGCGGCGCUUCCCGAUGCGACGGCGAACAAACCGAAGAAGUUGCACUUCAUCAUCUCGUAUCAUAGACUUGUGGGUAGGAACGACACCGAUAUUCGAGCCGCCGCGGAGGCUUUUGUGACUGGACAGUACCUGGCUGGUGCCCUCAAGUGCGAAGGCCUCGAAUACGUCGUGGUCACGUUGCUGGCGCUCGACGCCAAGCCGCAUCAUUUCGCGUUUAAGCGUACUUCUGAAGAUUCCACAGUCGAAGGUUUUUGUGAAAUGUCGAGCGCACGUGGGUUUUGGCCUCACAUUGCCGAUCAGAUGGAGGUCGAACGGCUCGCACUCUUCCGGGUCGAGUGCGUAGGCGUUUUGAGCUCUCGUUCCCAUCAUCGUCACACGAAUUUUGUGACACCCCCGUCUGAAGGAACGCCGCGCCGCACAGCUUUGGGAAGUGUGACCAUGGACUCAGAGUUGGCUCGAACGACGAUAGGUGGUAGUUCGAGCGGCGUGCACGAUGAUAGCGUGUUCGCUGAUGUUCUCGGCUCUCUUGAGCUUGCGGUGGGUCGUCAUCGCACUGCCGCGAACCACGUCUUCAUUAAUCUCGUCGGCGCCGACGCCGAGGACGAUUUGCCGAGCGUUGAAGCGGCGAUAGCUUCGUUCAUUCACACUGCGUUCAACGAUUUGAAGCGGUUGAAGGUUGCAUGUGUCGAAGUGCGCGUCGGCACGGGUUCAGUCAUCGCGAUGAACACCAGUGGCUUACGAUUUAAAAUCACGAAGACGCUGGAUUGCGCCGCGCGUGACGUGCACCCUCGGUUGAACAAGAUUCAGCGCAAGCGAAUGGCGUGCCAAAACUUGUCCUCGACGUACGUAUACGACAUUCCAGAAAUAUUUGCGAAUGUCCUUGCCGAAAUCAACCCUGGCGUAGGCGACAUCAUCGAUCUCAUGGAGCUCAUCUUUGACCCAAGGACGCGAGCGCUCGUUUGCAGCGAUCGUGCGCCAGGGCUGAACGAAGUUGGCAUGGUUUGCUGGCGCGUCAAGUUGGCGACAACAGAGUAUCCGAAAGGACGUGAAAUCAUUCUCGUUGCGAAUGAUAUCACGCACAUGUCCGGUUCUUUGUCUCCGCCGGAAGACAGUGUCUACCGCGCCGCGUUUGAUCUCGCUGUGGCUGAAGGUUUGCCGUGCGUUUACAUCAGCUCCAAUAGUGGCGCGCGCAUCGGUCUCGACGAAGCCGUCAAGGCGGCGUUCAGAGUGAAGUGGGUCGACGAUGAUGACGUCUCUAAAGGUUUCAAGUACAUUUACCUCAGCGAAGAUGACUACGAGAUCUUGUCCGCGAAGGGUCGGGUCAAGGCGAAGCGAAUCGUUUACCGCGACGAGAUUCAUUACGCGCUGACGGAUGUGUGCGGAGGACAGAGCGUCGAGUGCUUACAAGGAUCCGGUGAGAUUGCCGCGGCGACGAGUCGUGCGUACAAACACACAGUGACGAUGGCCUACGUCACCGGUAGGAGCGUCGGUAUCGGUGCGUAUUGCUCUCGUCUAUGCCAACGUGUGGUUCAGCACGUCGACGCGCCGUUGAUUUUAACCGGCGCGAGCGCAUUGAAUAAGGUGCUCGGUCGCGAAGUUUACACGAGCAACUCGCAAAUAGGCGGUCCUAAAGUCAUGGGCGCCAACGGGGUAUCUCAUCUUACCGUACCCGAUGACGUGCACGGUGUGAAGAAUAUUCUUCAAUGGUUGUCAUACGUACCCAGCCGGCGCGGCGCGCCGCUCCCCUGCGUCCCGUGCGUCGAUCCGGUGCGACGUUACGUGACGUUCAAUCCUCCUUCCUCUCCGCACGAUCCACGUGAGCUACUGCACUCAUUCUUCGACACUGAUUCGUUCAUGGAAGUCAUGCCCGACUGGGGACGAACUGUCAUCACAGGUCGCGCGCGUCUCGGCGGCGUGCCCAUCGGCGCCGUCGCCGUGGAGACGCGAACCGUGGACAAGACGAUUCCCGCAGAUCCGGCGUUUGCGAGCGCACAAAUCGCGGAAGAGUCUCAAGCUGGUCAAGUCUGGUUCCCCGACAGCGCGUUCAAAACCGCGCAAGCGAUCGGCGACAUGAAUCGCGAAGGACUACCUCUCAUAAUCUUUGCCAACUGGCGCGGUUUCGCCGGCGGUUUGCGAGAUAUGUACGGCGAAGUUUUAAAGUACGGCGCCUACAUCGUCGACGCGCUUCGCGAGUACAAACAGCCGGUGUUUGUGUACAUUCCUCAAGGCGGAGAACUUCGCGGAGGCGCUUGGGUGGUCAUCGAUAGCUCCAUCAAUCCGGAGCAAAUGGAAUUCUACGCCGCCGAAGGCGCCAAGGGCGGCGUCCUCGAGCCCGAGGGCAUCGUCGAUAUCAAAUUCAGGCGUCAAGAUUUGCUGUCGACGAUGAAGCGCACGAUUCCCGGAGGCAUCGGUGACUCGCACGAAGACGAGGCGAAGAAAAAAGCACUCAUGCCGACAUUCAAACAGCUCGCCGUGCACUUUGCCGCUUUGCACGACACUCCGGGCGUGAUGCUGCACAAGAAGGCGAUCAAGGCUGUCAUCCCCUGGGAGACGUCGCGAGAAUUUUUCGCCCUGCGUCUUCGCGCGCGUUUGGCGGAGGAAAGAAUCAAGUCAGCCAUCAUCGCACGCGGUGGU
Ostreococcus lucimarinus CCE9901 is the source of this 5982-nucleotide messenger RNA. RefSeq lists its product with no specific name. The transcript has 5 exons. Gene Ontology annotation, molecular function: metal ion binding; acetyl-CoA carboxylase activity; ATP binding. Gene Ontology annotation, biological process: fatty acid biosynthetic process. The record is from RefSeq and is a predicted model, not a curated record. The annotation marks the transcript as partial. Lineage: Eukaryota; Viridiplantae; Chlorophyta; Mamiellophyceae; Mamiellales; Bathycoccaceae.